AUGGAAUCUGCUGGUAUCCACGAGACAACCUACAAUAGCAUCAUGAAGUGCGAUAUCGAUAUCCGAAAAGAUCUCUACGCAAAUAAUGUUUUAUCCGGUGGUUCGACCAUGUACCCCGGUAUUGCAGAUAGGAUGCAGAAAGAAAUCACAGCUUUAGCGCCAAGUACGAUGAAAAUUAAAAUUAUUGCACCACCUGAGCGCAAAUAUUCCGUAUGGAUCGGUGAUGUGGAUCUCGAAGCAGGAAUACGAUGA
Molecule: messenger RNA, 252 nt
Organism: Acanthocheilonema viteae
Lineage: Eukaryota; Metazoa; Nematoda; Chromadorea; Rhabditida; Onchocercidae
Source: the annotation of a GenBank genome assembly